Molecule: messenger RNA, 402 nt
Organism: Prorocentrum cordatum
Lineage: Eukaryota; Dinophyceae; Prorocentrales; Prorocentraceae
Source: the annotation of a GenBank genome assembly
AUGAAUGGUCUCUACUUUAGCUACAGCGCCAGUAUUAGCGUAUGCGAGAAUUGCGGGCAGUGGCAGAGGUCUUUGGUGCUGCUCCACGAGAUGUGGGAGGGGAAGUUGCUUCCGAAUGUCAUUGUUUACAACGCUGGGAUCAGCUCUUGUGAGAAGGGCGGUCAGUGGCACUGGGCUUUGGUGCUUCUCAGCGAGAUGUGGGAGACGAAGUUGGAACCCGACGCCAUCUCAGCUACAGCGCUGGGAUCGUCGCGUGCCAGAACGGCGAGCAGUGGCAACGGGCUCUGGUUCUGCUCAGCGAGAUGUCAGGGGCAAACGUGGAUCCUAGCGCCACCAGCUACAGCGCUGGGACCAGCGCGUGUGAGCAAGGCGGGCAGUGGGAGCAGGCAGUGUCGUUGCUAA